CUGAUCCUGUGCGUGCGCUUGUGUACUAUUAGUAAUGGAGAACAAAUCCUCUUCGGGGUAAAAUCGGAAUUAAGUGCUAUCGAUAUCAAGUCACCAAUUGCGCAAGAUUUAUCAGUGUUGAUCUGCAGGGCUUGCUAUUUAGUAUGUCGUCUGAUUCGGGGUCCCAGACUCCUGGCUCCAAGGGGAUCAUGACCUUUCACCCCACUGCUGAGGAGUUCCAGAACUUCAGCCGCUACAUUGCCUACAUGGAGGACCAGGGAGCACAUCAAGCCGGCUUGGCUAAAGUCGUGCCACCAAAGGAUUGGAGGCCCAGGAAGUCCUAUGACGAUAUAGAUGACCUGGUGAUCCCAGCUCCCAUCCAGCAGGUAGUGACGGGCCAGUCAGGCCUGUUUACCCAGUCCAACAUCCAGAAGAAGCCCAUGACCGUCCGAGAGUUCCGUAAGACGGCCAACAGUGACAAGUUCUGCAGUCCUCGCUACGCCGACAUUGAGGAGCUGGAGAGGAAGUACUGGAAGAGCGUGACCUUUAACUCGCCCAUCUACGGUGCAGAUGUGAACGGAACACUUUACGACCCUGAUGUGACUGAUUGGAACAUCGGCAAACUGAACACCAUCCUGGACACGGUGGAGCAUGUGAAUGGCAUCACCAUCGAGGGGGUGAACACGCCCUACCUGUACUUUGGCAUGUGGAAGACCACCUUCGCCUGGCACACUGAAGACAUGGAUCUCUAUAGUAUCAACUACCUCCACUUUGGAGCGUCCAAGUCCUGGUACUGUGUUCCUCCAGAGCAGGGGAAAAAAAUGGAGCGUUUGGCUCAAGGGUUUUUUCCUGGUAGCCACCAAAAUUGCGAAGCCUUCCUGAGGCACAAGAUGACCCUCAUCUCGCCCUCCAUAUUAAGGAAAUAUGGCAUUCCAUUUGAGAAGAUCACUCAGGAGCCCGGUGAGUUCAUGGUGACAUUUCCCUAUAGCUACCACGCCGGAUUCAACCAUGGCUUCAACUGUGCCGAGUCCACCAACUUUGCCACCGAAAGGUGGAUUGAGUAUGGAAAGCAAGCCAUGCUGUGUACGUGCAGGAAGGACAUGGUGAAGAUCUCCAUGGAUCUGUUCGUGAAGAAGUACCAGCCAGACCGCUACGAGCAGUGGCUCGCGGGACGGGACACGGGCCCCAUCGACCACUCACGGCCCACCCCAGAGGCCAAGGAGUUCCUGGGGGAGGAGCAGGGGAAAGACUGCAUUUCCCAGGAGCCAGAGGUGGAGGGAAAGAGUCCAACACCGAGGAUAGGGACCAAGAGGCACUGGGUGUGUCUGGAUGUACCUGACAAGGUUGUCCCUAAAGAUGAAGAAGAGGAGUAUGACAAGAAGGCCAGACUAGGCCUCACUGCUCUGGGCAUGGGAGAAGAGGACUGCACAGAUACAGACACACCAGUGAAGCUCACCUCGAGGGAACUGCCUAAUUUAAAGACGGACCCUACGAAGGGCAACAGCAGCACAAGCCCGGCUUCACAAAAAGUCACCAUCCCCUCCACCAGCAAUCACGCAGCGACCAUUUUGGCUCAACCCCAGUCGCACAGAAACGGCCACCUCCCAGUAGUGGCUCCCCCGGCCAGGACCGGUCCUUCCGCUCAGCCUGUCCGAAAGCUGGGGGUGGCCAGCCUCCUCUUCCACAAGACCCAGAGCCCCAAGGAGACCAUGCAGGUCCACAGCUACGCCCGUGAGAACCAGCAGCCGAUUCACCACACCCAGCUCCACGUGCACAGUUAUGCCAGGGAGCACCUGCCACGGCACCUCCAACCCCACCUUCAACUCAAGGCCCAGCUCCAGUCCCAUAUCAAAGCCGGGCAGCAGGAGUCCCAGGUCGCAUUCACCAAAGAUGAGCAUAUCCAGGCCGAAGCACAGAGUCCCAGGAAGGGAGAACAGGUUGAAACAAAGGCCCAGACCCAGCAGCCAGGCGAGGCCCAGGCUCGGGAGGAGAAGUCUGAAGCUAAGGCCCCUAGCAGCCCGGAGCCUGUCCAAACCCACGCACAUACCAGGCCAACCAAGAGGGCAGAGGUCAAGGGGGACAGGUGUAAGCAAUGUCUUUCCCCAGUGCAGGCGGAGUUAACGUUAAUCAAGCAGACAAACUUAAACUUAAGUAAGCCGAUGAUUUUACAUCCAAGUAAACUGACUAACUUAAGUCCAAAUAAGCAGACGGGCUGCAAGAGCGUGAAGAGCAAGCAAUAUCCUCUCCUCCGCCAGCUGCCAAAACAGCACCCACUCCUCAGCUCCAGUGAAAGCCACAGUGAUGACGAUGAGCUGUAUGUUGAUAUGAAGGAUGAACCAGAGGAGAGGGAGGAGUGGGCCAAGCCCCUGGCCCAGCUGUGGCAGAGCCGACCUUACAACCCCCAGGCGGAGAGAUCGUACAACCAGCGCAUGGGCCUGCAGGCCCCCUACUGCUCCAUCUGCCUGCUCUUCCACACAUACGACCAGUCGCAGUCGAGCAGCAACCCCAGCUACACUGUAAAAGGCCGGCGCGGGGGCAGACAGAGGUCCAAGCCCCUGAUCCCAGAGAUGUGUUUCAGCACCACCAGUGACAAGAACAACAGCAGCAGCAGCAGCGGCGAGGGCCAACUCCACACCCCUCACCUGGAGGAGGACGGCACCAGCCUGCUGGUCAGCUGUUCCCAGUGCUGCGUCCGCGUCCACGCCAGUUGCUAUGGAGUGUCUGUUGACCAAGUGUCAGACGAUUGGUUGUGUGCUCGCUGUGAAGCCAACGCUUUGACUGAGGACUGCUGCCUGUGUUCACUGCGAGGGGGAGCUCUACAGAGAGCCAACAACGACAAGUGGGUGCACGUGCUGUGUUCGCUCGUGGUCCUGGAGGCGCGCUUCGUGAACAUCACCGACCGCAGUCCCGUGGACCUCAGUUACAUCCCUCUGGCCAGGUUCCAGCUGAAGUGUUUCUACUGUAAGCGACGGGUGAAGAGGGAUGUUGGCUGCUGUGUUCAGUGUUCCCAUGGCCGCUGCACCACUGCCUUCCACCCCACCUGCGCCCAGGCGGCUGGCCAGCUCAUGCAGCCUGAUGACUGGCCCUUCAUCGUCCACGUCACCUGCUACAGGCACAAGUCACCCGUCCUACCAGAGCGUAAUAAGGCGGCCAUGCAAGAGCUUGAGGUCGGCCAGCAGGUUAUCUGUAAGCAUAAAAAUGGGCGCUACUACCAGUGUGAGGUGCUGGAGCUGCUGACCACCGCCACCUUCUACGAGGUCGUCUUCGAUGACGGCUCCUACAGUGACAACCUCUUCCCCGAGGACAUUGAGAACCGGGACUGUGUCAAGCUGGGCCCUCCAGCAGUGGGCGACGUGGUGCAGGUGCGCUGGACGGACAAUCUGCUGUACGGGGCCAAGUUUGUCGCAUCGCAGUCCAUCCUUAUGUACCAGAUGGAGUUUGAGGACGGGUCGUCGUUGUCUGCCAAGAGGGAAGAUGUCUACAGUCUAGACGAGGAGCUGCCCAAACGAGUCAAGUCCCGAAUGUCCAAGGCGUCAGACAUGCGGUUCGAUGGGAUUUUCACAGAGGAGGAGGUUAAGCAGGGCUCCAAGAGACAGCGAGUCAUCAACUCCCGUUACAGAGAGGACUACAUCGAGCCUCUCCUAUACAGAGUUAUGAUGGAGUAACCCUCCUCUACUUUAUGAACUCUCCACACACCCAGAGAGGGGGGCAUCUUUGGGGAACCCACAGCCUGGACAAGUGGCUCCAACCCUGGGUACUAUUCGGAACAAACUCCCUCUCUGGGUGUGUAAGGCUUCCAUGCCCCUGGGCCAUUUUUUUUUAAACCACGGCUGGGAUUUUAGGGGAGUUUCGGUUCUUUAUGAAACUCCCUUAUUUCUGUGAAUUGUUUCUUCUUCCUUCACUGUCCGUUAAUGACGAUAGGAACAUGCUGGGCAUUUCAGUAUAAUCAUACUCUCAUCUGACAACUUGCUUGAGUCGGCAUUCUAAUCUCUAGCUUUACCCAUCCAAAAGCAUUAAUUUGACAUUUUUACAUAAAACACAAAAGAUGGUAUUUCACAGUGCCAGCCAUAAUUCAAUAUGAUUUUAAAUAACAUGCUGUUAACUGUGAUUACAAAAAAUCUGAAGUGCUUUAUUUGCUUUGCAAUGCAUUUUAUGGACUUCAUAUUAUCUCCAAUAGGAAUGUGCAGGUUUGAUUGUGUCUGUGACAAUAGGAAGAUCUCAGUUAGCAGGCCAAGCCUUAAGGCCAGUGUUUUCUUGUUGGGUUCAGUUUAGCUAUACAACUUUAAAGCUUUGGAUUUAUUGCAUUUACAUUGGUCAGUUGUGCAAGUUUGAGAACAACUGUUUUACCACAGCUCACUGCGCUUACAAUCUCCAAAAAUCCCCAAGAUGUAUUUAUAUUUAUGUGGAUAGGUGUUUGGGUGCACAUUUGUUCUUGUUUCUUGAAUUGUUAAUUUGUUUAAAUUUUAUUGCCAUCCCAUGUUGAAUUGGUAGUAUGUAUAUGCCAAGGUUAGUCAAGUUACUCAUUCUGCUAAAAAGCACUUAUUAACCCCAACUACAUUAUUACUAUCUGAAAGUUCCAAAACGUUGUGUCCUGCUGAAUGUGCACCUGGUCAAUUACAGCCUAGGUGUAGACUAGUUGGUGUGUGGUCUUAUCACAACCAAGUAUGCCAGAAUGUUGUUUGUUUUGGACAGGGGAAAAUAUAUUUUCUAAUCAUUUGAAGAAUGUUUAUCCUUCUCAUGCUUUGUCGACGUUCCUUGUUGACCUGAAUCGUUUGGUAUUUGGGUAGUGUUGUGUAUAUGUAGCUCAUUUAAAGUAUCUCAGGAGGACUCACACACCCUUACCACCUUGCCAUGGCUACUGUCUGAAGCGUUUGGAGUCAUGUGCAUUACAUUUGUAAACAUCAACUGUUGCAGUAAAGACCUGACUGGGGGAAAAAAGCUUUGUCUCUCGUUUGCUGUCCCCUGAUCUCAAACAUCCUGUUAGACAUACUUCACUUGAAGUAUUCACUUUUUUUUCUUGAGCGGAUGUUCAGGUGGCCGGAACAUAUUUACAAAUAACUUGUAGACCACAAGAAGCCCAGAAAUAAUAUCUGCCUAAAACAAUCAUAUCAAACCUUGCUUACAUUUUGUAUACAAUCAGGUCACGACUAUGCGUGGGAAUACUUUGGAACAUGUCCAACAUUAAAUUGGAGCUGAUUUACGGUUGUUUUAAGUCGUAAUCCACCAAUAAAACGUGAUUUAAAAAAAAACGUUUGCUCAGAAAUUUGGUUGCCAAAUAAACUCACCCGUGGACCAAAUUUGACCCACGAGCUACCAGUUGGAAAACCCUGUAAUAGAUUGAUACACUGUAUACAAAACAUUAAGAACAUCUUCCUAAUAUUGAGUUCCGCUUCCCCCCCGGGAACAAAUGAACAGAACAAUUUCAAUAACCAAAAACACUAAGUCCUAUUGGCAAACAUACCUCGGAAGGAACGGCUACAAAAUAUUAUCCACAAAACUUUUCAUGACCGCCACAACAAUCAACACAGGACAUAAAAAGAAGCCCUCUUCCUCAGGGCAGGAACACUGGCUUAAAAGCCAGAGAAGGAGUUGGUAAUGAAGAGACAGCUGUAUCCUCUGACAAGAGGGAGGGAUCAGAACUUCAAUCUGCGAUGGGGCCGACCAAUCAGCUGCUUAGAAUCCAGGAAGCCAUUUCCUGAUAUAUACACACAUACAAACACACAAUACAGAAACUGGGGAACGUAAAACACAGGCUAUAGCCUAUAUUCAAUCAUUGAGAUUCAAUGACAUGGAACGUUCCUAUUGUAAACAUACAGUGCAUUCGGAAAGUAUUGAGACCCUUUGACUUUUUCCACAUUUUGUUACAUUUCAGCCUUAUUCUAAAACGUGUUAAAUCGUUUUUCCUUUCAUCAAUCUACACACAAUACCCCAUAGUGACAAAGCAAAACUAGGUUUUUAGAAAAGUCAACAAAUGUAUUAAAAAUAAAAAAAAUGAUAUCAAAUUUACUUAAGUAUUCAGACCCCUUUACUCAAUACUUUGUUGAAGCACCUUUGGCAGCGAUUAGAGCCUUGUCUUCUUGGGUAUGACGCUACAAGCUUGGCACACCUGUAUUUGGGAAGUUUCUCUCAUUCCCUGUCCGGUUGGAUGGGGAGCGUUGCUGCACAGACAUUUUUAGUUCUCUCCAGAGAUGUAUGUUGUUUUUUUAUGUAUUAUUUCUUACAUUGUUAGCCCAGAAUCUUAAGUGUUAUUACAUACAGCCAGGAAGAGCUAUUGGAUAUCAGAGUGACGUCAACCUACCAGCACUACGACCAGGAGUACGACUUUCCCGAAGCGGACCCUUUGUCUGCACGACCGAGGGCAUUUGAACUGAUUCCAGAGGCCGACUCGCAACAAUGCCGCUGGAGGAGAGGGAGCCGGAGCAGCCUUCUCGUCAGACUUGAGGCACGCACACCACCCAUUUCUUUUACAAGCAUUUCGCUACACUCACAAUAACAUCUGCUAACCAUGUGUAUGUGACCAAUAACAUUUGAUUUGAGAUGUUCGAUCAGGUUCAAGUCCGUGCUCUGGCUGGGCCACUCAAGGAUAUUCAGAGACUUGUCCCGUAGUCACUCCUGUGUUGUCUUGGCUGUGUGCUUAGGGUCAUUGUCCUGUUGAAAGGUGAACAUUCGCCCCAGUCUGAGGUCCUGAGCGUUCUGGAGCAGGUUUUCAUCAAGGAUCUCUCUGUACUUUGCUAUGUUCAUCUUUCUCUCGAUCCUGACUAGUCUCCCAGUCCCUGCCUCUGAAAAACAUCCCCACAGCAUGAUGCUGCCACCACCAUGCUUCACCGUAGAGAUGGUGCCAGGUUCCCUCCAGACGUGACGCUUGGCAUUCAGGCCAAAGAGUUCAAUCUCGGUUUCAUCAGACCAGAGAAUCUUGUUUCUUAUGGUCAGUCCUUUUAGGUGCCUUUUGGCAAACUCCAAAUGGCUGUCAUGUGCCUUUUACUGAGGAGUGGCUUCCGUCUGGCCACACUACCAUAAAGGCCUGAUUGUGGAGUGCUGCAGAGAUGGUUGUCCUUCUAGAAGGUUCUCCCAUCUCCACAGAGGAACUCUGGAGCUCUGUCAGAGUGACCAUCGGGUUCUUGGUCACCCCCCCAACCAAGGCCAUUCUCCCUCGAUUGCUCAGUUUGGCCGGGUGGCCAGCUCUAGGAAGACUCUUGGUGGUUCUAAACUUCUUCCAUUUAAGAAUGAUGGAUGCCACUGUGUUCUUGGACCUUCAAUGUGGCAUAAUUCCUUUGGUCCCCGUCCCAAGAGCUGUGCCUUGACACAAUCUACAGACAAUUCCUUCGACCUCAUGGCUUGGUUUUUGCUCUGACAUGCACUGUCAACUUUGGGACCUUAAAUAGACAGGUGUGUGCCUUUCCAAAUCAUGUCCAAUCAAUUUAAUUUACCAUAGGUGAUUUAGCAAUCAAGUUGAAGAAACAUCAAGGAUGAUCAAUGGUAGCAGGAUGCAUCUGAGGUCAAUUUCGAGUCUCAUAGCAAAGGGUCUGAAUACUUAUGUAAAUAAGGUAUUU
This is a messenger RNA of Oncorhynchus masou masou (cherry salmon), 7529 nucleotides long. Its product is annotated as lysine-specific demethylase 4A-like. Gene Ontology annotation, cellular component: nucleus; chromatin. Gene Ontology annotation, molecular function: histone H3K9 demethylase activity; histone H3K36 demethylase activity. Gene Ontology annotation, biological process: chromatin remodeling; regulation of gene expression. Lineage: Eukaryota; Metazoa; Chordata; Actinopteri; Salmoniformes; Salmonidae. The record is from RefSeq and is a predicted model, not a curated record. The transcript has 22 exons. The coding region runs from base 144 to 3644 and encodes 1166 amino acids.